AGCCAAGAGAUAAGAUCAUAAAUCCAAAGAGAGCGAGUGACAGAGAGAGAGGGAGACCGGUUCGAGUGAGGAAGUGUGGCAAAUGGCGUCAACUGCUUCGACUCUAUCAUGGAGUUCAUCCUCAUUGCUUCAAAGCUUCACUGGCAACAUAAACCAAGCAACUAAAACAGCAGACAGAGCAACAUCCUUUGUUGUUAUUGCUCAAAAGAAAGCCAAGAAAGCUCGAACGAUAAUUUUGAAGGAGGAUGUAGCUGACCUGGGAAAGCAAGGGCAACUUGUUAGUGUGAAAGCUGGUUAUUUCAGGAACUUUCUGCUACCAACAGGAAAGGCCCAGAUUGUUACUCCUUUGCUGCUCAAGGAAAUGAAAGUGGAAGAGGAAAGGAUUGAAGCUGAGAAAAAGCGGGUAAAAGAAGAGGCGCAGCAACUUGCUCUUAUAUUUGAAACUGUUGGAGGAUUCAAGGUGAAGCGCAAAGGUGGAAAAGGAAAGCUGAUUUUUGGAAGUGUCACAGCUCAAGAUCUUGUUGACAUAAUCAAGGCCCAACUUCAAAGGGAUGUCGACAAGCGAAUAGUAUCUCUUCCAGACAUUCGGGAGGUCGGAGAAUAUAUUGCUGAACUGAAGCUUCAUCCAGAAGUGAGUGCUAAAGUACGGGUGAUAGUUUCUGCUAAUUAAGGAUGAGCACCUUCGAGAGUCAUAUUUGGAAGCCGACCUGGAUGGCCAAGAUGAAGUUCUGAUGUAAUUUUGGAAGAUGUACAUGGUCAAGGUACUAUCAGCAGCACAUAUUCGAAUGUGUACCAAUCUAGGGUGGCUGUAAUGUAAUGCAAGUAGAGACGUAGAGAUCUGAUUUACCUGGUUUGUGCCAAUGUAUGUUUAUUCUUCAAUACCUGUACAUUGGUAUUGGCCUUUUGAGAACCCAUCUAU
This is a messenger RNA of Fragaria vesca subsp. vesca, 919 nucleotides long. Its product is annotated as 50S ribosomal protein L9, chloroplastic-like. Gene Ontology annotation, cellular component: ribosome; mitochondrion. NCBI's taxonomy places the organism in Eukaryota, Viridiplantae, Streptophyta, Magnoliopsida, Rosales, Rosaceae. The transcript is spliced from 6 exons. The record is from RefSeq and is a predicted model, not a curated record. Gene Ontology annotation, biological process: translation. Bases 83 to 670 code for a protein of 195 amino acids. Gene Ontology annotation, molecular function: structural constituent of ribosome.